CCAGUCCAAUUGUUUUUAUAGUUCUAAAGCAGCAGCCAUAAGGAAUAGUUGAUACAACAAUGACACACAAUUCCAGUUGAAUAAUCAUACUUUCUCCUUGAGAAUCAUGAUUAGUUGUAGAAAAACUCAAAAUUUCUGAUCAUAGCUUCCUCGGUCACAGUAAUGGGGAACCCUUUUACUCUGUUGGUGUUUUUCUUGGGUUUUCUUCUGUCUUCAAUACAGUCCAAGCUUGUUGAAAAUGAAGAUGCUUCAAUUCAAUUCAUAUCGUGACUGAAGAUGCAUCUUCAUCACCACCAAGGGGUGAGGGAUACAAUUGAUAAUGAGAAUCAUUGGCCAAACACAUAAAUUUGUUAGUGAAGAUGCAUGACUGAGGAACUUCACAUGGACCAUUUCAUAGGUUGCUCUCCGCGAAAUUAUUCAAACAAUGGGUGCCACACAGUGGAAGUUUGAUGACGUUUCCUGUCAAGUUGAAAUGGUUGGGGUAACACCACAUUUAGCAUUCAAUUCUGAGAGCGACAUUACAUGUGAUUGUCAGCAUGAGAACAAUACUUGCCAUGUUGUAAAAAUAGUGCUCAAGGGUUUAAGUCUUCCUGGCGUGCUUCCACGUGAACUAGUGAAGCUUCCUUAUCUCCGUGAAAUUGAUUUUGCCUAUAACUAUCUAUCUGGCGGAAUACCUGUGGAGUGGACUUCGAUGCACUUAAACUCUAUCUCUCUACUUGUGAAUCGGUUGUCUGGAGAAAUCCCAAAGGAGCUGGGGAAUAUCUCCAAUCUCACUGCCCUGAAUCUCGGGGACAAUCAAUUUACUGGCAAAGUUCCUGAUGAGCUUGGGAACUUAAUGAACUUGAAGAUGUUAGUGCUGUCCUCAAACCAUUUAAGUGGAACACUGCCUCAAACACUUGCGCGCCUGAAGAAUUUGACGGAUUUUCGGAUUAAUGAUAAUAACUUCGAUGGAGUUAUACCAGAUUAUAUAAAAGAUUGGGAGCAUCUUAACAGAUUGGAAAUGCAUGCAAGUGGGCUUCAGGGGCCUAUUCCAUCAGCAAUAUCCUCUUUGAAUGGACUAACUGAAUUGAGAAUAAGUGACAUCUAUGGAUCCACACAGGAAUUUCCAGAUCUGCGCAAUAUGCCUGGCCUAGUACGACUUGUGCUGAGGAAUUGUAACAUUGCUGGAGAGUUUCCUCCGUACUUAUGGAAAAUGAAGUAUAUAAAAAUGCUAGAUGUUAGCUUCAACAACUUAGUGGGAGAAAUUCCAGAUGACGGGAGUUCCAAUGACUUGAAGUUUAUAUUCUUGACAGGCAACAUGCUUAGUGGAAGCAUACCUUCUUCUUUGUUGCAAGAUGGAAGGCACAUUGAUCUGUCCUACAAUAACUUCACAUGGCAAGAUCCUGAGCAGCCCACAUGUAGACAAAACACGAACUUUAAUAUAAACUUAUACCGGAGCUCUUCUACUGGUGUCAGCUUAAAAGGACUGCUCCCUUGUUCAGAUAGUUUUGACUGCCCUCGAUAUGGUUGCUCUUUACAUAUUAAUUGCGGUGGAGAUGAUCUUGUAGCAGAGGAUGAAAACAGAAAGUAUGUCUAUGAAGGAGAUGGAGCUGUUGGAGGUGGUAUCGCCACAUAUUUCAGGAACAAUAGAAACAAUUGGGGAUUUAGUGCUACCGGUGACUUCAUGGAUGAUGAUGAUUCGCAAAGUAUACGUCAUGUGAAAAAUUUGCCUGGAAGCAAUUUAUUUAAUUUAUAUGCUACAGCACGAAUCUCUCCUAUUACACUUACUUAUUUCGCUUACUGCCUGGAGAACGGAAAUUAUACUGUAAAAUUGCACUUUGCUGAGAUUCAGUUCACGAAUGACAAAACAUAUAAAAGUCUGGGAAACCGUGUUUUUGACAUUUACAUCCAGGACAUAUUAGUGCAGAAGGAUUUUAACAUUGAAGGUAAGGCUCGCGGUGCCGAGAAGCCAGUAGUCAUAGUGUUUAAAUCAACUGUGACCAACAACUCUUUGGAGAUCCGAUUUAACUGGGCUGGGAGGGGGACAACAAGGAUUCCUACCAGAGGAGUUUACGGGCCUCUAAUUUCAGCUAUUUCUGUCAAUCCUGUUUUCAGACGCUGCUCCAGGGUUAGGAACAAAAGAAUUGUUUAUAUCUCUGUAGGAAUCAUCUCCUUUUUGUUUCUGGUCUUUGGUUUGCUUAUUAUUGUCUGGUGGAAAGGAUGCUACAGAGUCAGGACAACAAGAGAUGAUCUUGGAGGACUGCAAAUACAAGCUGGUGGGUAUACAUUAAACCAAAUCAAAAGCGCCACAAAUAACUUCAAUCCCUCGAACAAAAUAGGUGAAGGUGGUUUUGGACCUGUUUACAAGGGAUUGUUGCCAGAUGGUACUCUUAUAGCUGUGAAGCAGCUUUCAUCUAAAUCAAAGCAGGGAAAUCAUGAAUUUCUCAAUGAGAUUGGCAUGAUUUCUUGUCUGCAGCACAAAAAUCUUGUGAAGCUGCAUGGAUUUUGUGUCGAAGGGGAUCAACUGUUGUUAGUAUAUGAAUACAUGGAAAACAAUAGUCUUGCUGGUGCUUUGUUAGGUCGUGGACAAAGUCAGAUUUUCCUGGACUGGCAAACAAGAGUUAAAAUAUGUCUAGGAAUUGCUAGAGGUUUGGCUUUUCUCCAUGAGGACUCAAGACUCAGGAUUGUUCACAGGGAUAUUAAAGCUACAAAUGUACUGCUUGACCAAGAGCUGAAUCCCAAAAUUUCUGAUUUUGGAUUGGCUAGGCUUGGUGAGGAUGACAAUUCCCAUGUCAGCACCCGAGUAGCAGGAACAAUUGGAUAUAUGGCUCCAGAAUAUGCAAUAUGGGGUCACCUAAGCUAUAAGGUUGAUGUCUAUAGUUUUGGAAUAGUGACGCUGGAAAUUAUCAGCGGAAGAAGCAAUAGCUGUUAUGUGCCAACUGAUGACUUCUUUUGUCUUUUAGAUUGGGCAUGUCAUUUACAGCAGAGUGGUAAUUACUUGGAACUUGUUGAUCAAAGGUUGGGGUGUAACUAUAACAUAGAAGAAGCCGAGAAAAUAGUAAAUGUGGCUCUCAUAUGCACUAAUGCUGCCGCUUCUGAAAGACCUACUAUGUCUGAGGUGGUGAACAUGCUUGAAGGCAAAAUGGCAAUACCAGAUGAAGUUCCAGAUUUCCGAGCUUACACUAAUGACCUGAGAUUUAGAAGCAUAAAAGGUAUCUAUCAGCACAGAGAAACACUGAGUGAAUCUGAGACUUAGCAAUGAUGCAUUCAGAUACUGCUGCAUCUGGUACAUAUUAGUGUUAGUUGCUCCAACCUUUUUCAGAGUGCGCCCUGCACAUUGUUAUCGGGUACUGAGGCCCUAGCAAAGUCCUUGAAGGCAUUGGUACCCCCUUCUUAGUUAUAUCUCCAGAUUUCUAAGCACUUAGCCACGCAGUAUCUUGUUUGAUUAUGGAGCAGAGGUGUUUUGAACUAAUAUUAGUUAGAAGCAUGGAACAAACUGGUUGAUUUGUGAUUAAUUAUGAUUCUUCUACUGUGUAAAGGGAGCCACUAGGUAGUGAUGUAGAUAAUACCUUAUCAUAGAUCAUAAGUACCAACCCGCAUUAUAUUACUAAUCAAAAUAAAUGUAUUAUGGUUUCGUUGUAUGUAAAAGUAUUCGCUAGUUGAAUAGGUUGAGAAUUUACUCCUUACUCCAUAUCGAGUGCAAAUAGGGAAACAUUUUAUUGAUAGAGAUCAUUUAUGUCAAUCUGCGUUUCAUUUCAA
Beta vulgaris subsp. vulgaris (sugar beet) is the source of this 3738-nucleotide messenger RNA. RefSeq names its product probable LRR receptor-like serine/threonine-protein kinase RFK1. The record is from RefSeq and is a predicted model, not a curated record. The transcript is spliced from 25 exons. Gene Ontology annotation, biological process: protein phosphorylation. Bases 425 to 3235 code for a protein of 936 amino acids. Lineage: Eukaryota; Viridiplantae; Streptophyta; Magnoliopsida; Caryophyllales; Amaranthaceae. Gene Ontology annotation, molecular function: ATP binding; protein kinase activity; protein binding.